This is a messenger RNA of Sycon ciliatum, 5522 nucleotides long. RefSeq names its product sushi, von Willebrand factor type A, EGF and pentraxin domain-containing protein 1-like. Bases 896 to 5158 code for a protein of 1420 amino acids. The transcript is spliced from 18 exons. The record is from RefSeq and is a predicted model, not a curated record. Lineage: Eukaryota; Metazoa; Porifera; Calcarea; Leucosolenida; Sycettidae.
AAGUCCCGUUGCUUUAGGUGGUACAUGUACAUCUACGCCUUCAGCCAGUUCAGGACGCUUGCGUUCCCGCGGAUGCGAAAGUCAGUCUAAAGACCCUGACGCGAACCCCAUUCAUUUCUUACCCUAUAACAUUGAUUUCCCAUUGGAGCGGUCUGCUGCUUUCAUCUCUGCUAUUGCCACGAGCUUAUCAUAAGUUAUCUGUCAGCGGUUCUGCCAUCACGUGAAGUAUGUCACUGAUCUUUACGGAUCUUGUCACAAGUCGUGGCCCUAUCGUCGCAGCUCCCAAAGGUGCUGUUCGCGACUUGAUGGGCAAUUGUGUAGAUGGACUUUGGGCCACACAAUCAGGCUCUUCCCACAUACCUUAGACGUCGCUAGUAUUAUGUCACUAUCUAUGAGUAUGGUUCAAGGCUGUUUAGUUCGGCGGCUAGCGCCUGGGAAGUUGCCAGCGGCGUCAUCAAAAGGCGUCCUGGAGUACGGAUAGUUUAGCACCAAGUCGUGAUGGUUCGUGUGCGAUGCGCGUGUUGACAGCGAGAAGAUGGUUCAUUGUCACAGUGCAAUGAAUCCAUCUCCCAACAAAUAUGGGGCCGGGUCAAUUCAUUUUAUAGCGUGAUAGAGCAAUAUGCAAUGCGACCUGCUGAAACGGUGAUGUGUCCGUGAUCAAUCAGAGCAGCACCACGCAAGAGGUCACCGGGUCACCCCAAUCAGAAACCCCUACUCGCAGAAAGCAGUCUACCAUGGAAAUAUCCAGCUCGGAGCGGUGAAUAUUUUCAGACUGAAUCGCUGUUGGAGAGGACGCACAAGCUCGUCGCCUGUCGUCAGUGAGCGUGGAAGAAGCUGUAAGUUAGACCACUAAGCUCUAUACUUCGACCAACCUGGAAGUCCUCUCGACAGCAUCAUGAAGGUCGCGCUCCAGCUCCUGUUGGUGUUCACGUUUGGUCAUUGGCACACUCAUGCGCAAGAUGGGUCAUGCUGCUGCUUGGAGAGACCGCGGAAUGGAGGGAAAAUCGGCGACCAGGCUACACUCGGCAGUAUUGUUCAGUAUGAGUGUGAUGAUGGCUAUGAGCUGGUUGGGAGUGCCCAGAGGCAAUGCCAGGCUGACGGCACUUGGACUGGUGAUGCUGCUUUCUGCUUGUUGUUGUCAUGUCCGGCACCUGGUCGGAUUGACAAUGGCGGGUACACGGCUACUGGCCUCACUGUCGGUAGCGAGGUCAACUUUUUCUGCAACACUGGACACCAGCUUGCGGGCUCCAGGGUCCUGGGCUGCACGAGUGAUGGCACGUGGGAUGAGCCGCUGCCAUCUUGUAUAGUUGUGGACUGCGGCAAUCCCAGUCACCCAGAAAACGGUGGACGUGAAGGCGAUGUGUUCACAUAUACGAACCAUGUCACAUUUUCGUGUGGUGAGGGAUACCGUCUUCUGGGCUCAGCCGUGAGGUUCUGUCUUGCCGAUGGCACCUGGUCAGGAGAGCCGGCCGUUUGCAAUUUGGGUAGCUGUGGCGAUCCCGGUACACCGGUAUCUGGUACCCGAACAAUGAGUGGCACAACUGUUGGUGAUACGGUUGACUGGCAUUGUGAUCAAGGACACGGGAUGGUGGGUAAUCCCGCUGCUGAGUGCCAGGCAAGCGGCCGAUGGUCACGUCCGACACCGACUUGUAACCGUGUUACUUGCUUGCACCCCGGAAGUCCUGUGAACGGAGAGCGCAUCGGUGAUGACUUCAAUGCUGGCUCCUUCGUUAGCUUCAUGUGUAACACUGGAUACAUGCUGCAGGGUUCUUCCAGCUUGGACUGUCUGACCACUGGACUCUGGAGUGGCACUGCUCCAGUUUGCCGAGCACUGACAUGUGCCGAUCCUGGCAGACCAGAGAACGGCUAUCGCAACAUGGACGGCAACACACUGAACUCAAUGACUCACUUUGAGUGCAACCCUGGCUAUUCUCUCAACGGUCCACCAAGAAGAGCCUGCUUGCCUCCUUCACCGGGAGCUUCUGUGCUGCAAUGGGACGAGAGAGUGCCAGAAUGUCUCCCCACGAAGUGUGUCGAUCCCGGCACACCACUGAACGGUCUUCGGCGAGGUGAUAACAUCACGUUUGGAAGUCUCAUCCGCUUCAGUUGUGACAGUGGAUUCUCUCUGGACGGUGCGGCCGCACUGAUUUGCCUGUACAGCGGUGAAUGGUCACAGCCACUGCCUAUCUGUGAACCUGUCCGCUGUCCAGCUCCAGCUGAAAUUCCGAAUGGCAUAGCUCUCUUCUCCGCGGUCAGGUAUGAAGCUAUCCUCACUUACAUAUGUAACCCCGGAUACAAUCUUGAAGGACAGGCAAGUGCUGCAUGCCAGGCUGAUGGACGGUGGAGCUUCUCAUCACCUAAGUGCACUCAGAUCACCUGUCCAGUUCCCAGUGCACCUGCCAAUGGAGACUAUGAAGUGUCUGGCUUGCUCUAUCAGGACACCGCUAUGUACUCGUGCGAUGCAGGAUACGAGAUGCAAAACCGUCCGGACGCCAUCGUCACGUGCAGGGCAAACGGGGAAUGGUCGCAUCCUGAGCCGACAUGCGAGAGCACUGCCUGUCCAGACCCUGGUGCACCUGCCAAUGGUCAAAGACUGAUUGACGAUCCGCAACUAGGCGGCUCGAUCACGUUCAGUUGCGACGAGGGCUACCGGCUGGCGGGCAUUGAGAAAGCGAUCUGCCUGCCCAACCGUCGAUGGUCUUCAUCCGUACCCACUUGUGAAUCCCAAGAGUGUCCGAUGGUGCCUGCGCCUCUCAACGGAAAUAUGAACAUGACCAGUAUCCAGUUCCUGGGCGAGGUGCAGUUUGCCUGUGAUGCGGGCUUCGCUCUGGUCGGUACUCCAACUCUCACAUGCUUGUCUUCAGGAGAGUGGUCUGGUGGAGUGCCAGUAUGUGAGGAGAUGCUGUGCCUUGAUCCUGGCCAGAUACUGAAUGGCCAACAAGUUGCAACAGACUUCAGUGUUGGCGGCCAAGUUGAAUAUCAGUGCGACAUGGGGUUCACAAUGAACGGACCAUCUGUGCUCACAUGCAAGGAAGGAGCAUCUCCUGAGUGGGAUCUGCCCAAACCCACUUGCGACCCAGACUGUCUGUUCGGCAACUGGACAGUUUGGGAGCAGUGCAGCGCUACAUGUGGCAGCGGCACACAGGCGCGUAUCCGAACAAUUCUUCAAGUGCCGGAUGGUGCUGGCAAGGCAUGCGGCCAGAUGACCGACACACGGUCCUGCAACACCCACUCGUGCGCUAUAACUUGUGACGGACAGUACGAAGAGGAUGAGACAGUCUGCAGGGUGAGACAAGUCGGCUUGACACCGGUGACUGAUGUCCUUGUGGUGGUCGACGAGUCACGCAGUAUGGAGUUUGAGCAUGCCUGGCUACCAGGAAUGCUCAGGUCCCUGGAAGACUCGCUGACUGCCAGCGGUAUCGGACAAGGAACCAGUGAUCGCUCACAGCGCAACUUGUACGCAUUGGUGGGCUUUGGAAAAGCGCCUGACGCUACCGCACAUGUCCAUCAAUCUGACUGCGCAAGCCCCAACGGCGACCUCUUCCCAAUAGAAUGCUAUCCAUCGGCAAAUUCAAAACUUGAAGCUGAUCCCCGGGGUAGCAUUGAGGACGGCUAUGAAGCCAUUCAGCAUGCCCUGCAGAACAUCCCUUGGCGCCGAGGGCCGGGAGUGGCUCACAACAUGAUCUUCAUCAGCGACGAAGAUCGCGAUGCGGUUGCCUCCACUUCAAGAGCCGACAUAAAGCAGCUCUUGCAGGACAAUGGAUUUGUCUUGAAUGUAGUCAUAGACAACGAGUUUUUUGAUAGCAAUGGCGAUAAUCUACUUGGAAUGGCUCACACCGGAGCUGGGUUCAGAGGCCAGCCAAAUGGCGUCUUCACGGAAGUGUCUGAUGUAACCGUUGGUAACGGAUAUGCCAAGACCAAGGUCGACUACACGAACUUGGCGCUGGAGCUGAGUGGUGCCAGUUGGGAUAUCAACAUCCUAAGAAGUGGAAUUCAAUCGGCGUCGUUCACCGCCGCCUUCACCAGCGUCAAGACCAUGGAAAUCCAGCGGCAGACCGACAAGCCAUACGUGUGUACCUGCACCGCCAACGCCACAUCGCCGAGCGGGGGAAUGAUGUCCUGUAGGGAGAUGACCAGCAUGGAGGCAUGUCGCUGUGUGGCCAAUGGUGGCGUGUUUAACGAAGCCACUCAGCAAUGCGAUGGUCUAUGCCAGCCCGGAGCUCGAUCGGGUCGUUUGGUUGAACACAAGAGUGCUGCUGCUGUGGACGCAGUGCUUGUAGUCGAUCAGUCAAGAAGCAUGGGAGAUGAAAUUGAGUGGCUGAAGACUCUUAUUCCAAUCCUGAACAGCAACCUGUUAACAGCCGACAUAGGCAGCUCACCAGCCUGUCCAAACCGAUUUGCGGUUGUCGGCUUCGCCCGCCGUAGUCCGAAUGAAACUGCAUCCCUGUACAGAUCUGCGUCCGGUUCUUCCCUCUUCUCCAUUCGGGAGUACCCGGCAGCAGUGGCAUUGCUGUCCGAGGAUGCACAAGGACGAGUCGAAGACGGUUACCAGGCUAUGGACUACGCCCUGGAGAAUAUACCGCUGAGGAGCACAACAGCAGAUUGUGCCGUGGCGCGUACCAUGUUCCUGCUGACGGAUGAGGAUAGAGAUGCAGGUCGGCUUGGCAGAGACAUCACCAUCUCUAGUAUAAGAAGCAAGCUGAGCACAUAUCAAGUACAGCUGAAUGUCAUUGUGGACAGUAUUUUCACUGUGGACGGAGCCCAGGGCGUCGGCAGAACGGACAGUGUUGGUUUCCGGCAGUCUGGCGAUCCAAACCAGUGCAACGUCUUGUCACGAUCCGUGCGGACACGCUUUGCGUACGGUAAUACGAAUCGUACCUACAUCGACCUGGCGCUGCGACUUGGCGGCGGCGCAUGGGACAUCAAUUUACUGCGCAACGCCUCACUGCGUGACACCAUGACGUGCAGUAUAGUCAACUUGCAAGUGGCCGAGAUCCCGUCCCAGCUACAGGUCUGUGAGAUCUGCAGCUGUUCCGUGGAUCAUGAUGAGGUGUGCCAGCCUGCUACAUCUCAGGCGCAGAGCGACGAGUGUUAUUGCCGCUAUGCUGGAGGAACGUGGGUGAAUGGUGUCUGCGUGGACCUCCAAGCUGGCAAGUGACUCAGUGAACACAGACAUAGUACGUACGAUGCUGAACUUAGUAGACUUGGAACUUGAAACAAUCCAGGCCAAACAUUACCCGUAUAAUUGUAUUAUCACAAGUACUGUGCAGCCUUACACCCACGUAGCUAUCCGACUGCAAUCAUGAUUUGCCUACUGAUACGGCAACAAUAACGGACAAUAUGCUUAUCUGUACUGAUAUUGAUUCAAUAAGAAUUCUACAAACUUUGAACAGAGGCCGUGAUCGACGAUACAAUAUUAAAUUCAUUCAACUGUGUAAAUCCUAGUUAUCGGGUGAACACCAAUUAUGGAACAAGUUCUUUGAAGACGGCUUAACAAUUGAAAUGGUUACUUUGAGCUCCAA